Molecule: messenger RNA, 1904 nt
Organism: Durio zibethinus
Lineage: Eukaryota; Viridiplantae; Streptophyta; Magnoliopsida; Malvales; Malvaceae
Product: scopoletin 8-hydroxylase-like
Source: RefSeq, a predicted model, not a curated record
UUGGGGUUUGCCAUUCUAGAAAUAUUGUGGAAGCUGAAAUUCGAAUUCCUUGGUUUAUAAAUUAUUAAAUAUCUUUAAAUGCUUAUGUAAAUACCAAGCACCUUCUCUUCGGAAGAAGUCUAAACCACCGAUGCACUAUAAAUAGAGCCCAUCACUUGGUUUGAUGAAUCACACAACUUCAUAUCAAUUAAACCCUCUCGACAUACAAAGAAAUAUUCAACAGCCUUACUUACAUUUAUUUACACACAAAUGGCUCCAAGUUUGGAUAAUGGCAGCUCACUUUUCAACUUUGUCGUCCGAGGUGGAAAUGGCAUCAAAGGAAUUGUGGACGCUGGCAUCUCAAAGGUCCCCCAGGCUUACAUUCAACCACCGGCCGAGCAGAUUGAUAAGAAAAAUGCAAGCAAAUGUGAGGUGCCACCGAUUGAUUUGUCGAGGCUUGAUGGGCCUGACCAUGAUGAAGUUGCCAAGGAAAUUGUUAGAGCAGCUAAGACUCUUGGCUUCUUCCAAGUUGUCAACCAUGGAGUGCCUGUUGAUCUACUAGAGUCACUUAAGGAUGCUGCACAUAACUUCUUCGGCCUGCCAGCUGAAAGAAAGGCUGUUUAUCUUACAGAAGUGAGUCCAACUCCAUUAGUGAAGUAUGGGACAAGUUUUGUUCCUGCGAAAGAGAAAGCAUUGGAAUGGAAAGACUAUAUCAGCAUGGUAUACACCAAUGAUGCAGAAGUUCUUCAGCAUUGGCCUAUAGAGUGCAGGGAAGUGGCACUUGAGUAUUUAAAGACAUCGCUUGACAUGGUGAAGAAAUUGCUUGAAGUUUUGAUGGAAAACCUUGGAGUUAAACUAGAUGACUCGAAGAUUGAUGCACUUAUUGGCCGGAAGACCGUCAAUAUGAACUACUAUCCAACAUGUCCUAAUCCAGAGCUCACAGUUGGUGUAGGGCGUCACUCUGAUAUGGGCACCCUCACCGUCUUGUUACAAGAUGGGAUUGGAGGUUUGUAUGUCAAAGUUCCAGACGAUGCAGAUAUUGAUAAAAAAGGAGAAUGGGUAGAGAUCCCACCUGUUCCUGGUGCUCUGGUCAUCAAUGUUGGCGAUAUGUUACAGAUAUUAAGCAAUGGAAAGUACAAAAGUGCAGAGCAUAGAGUUCGUACGACAAGCACAAAAUCAAGGGUGUCAAUACCAAUAUUUACAAUUCCAAAACCAACAGAGAAGAUUGGACCGCUGCCUCAAGUAGUACAGAAAGAUGGAAUUGCUCGUUAUAGAGAGUUCGUUCUUGCAGAUUACAUGAACAACUUUUUUGGAAAUCCACAUGAUGGCAAAAAGUCCCUUGAUUUUGCAAGGAUUUAAUUUUACUUGAUGGAGAAUAAUUUAUAUGCCUAAAUUUAAUUUUGAUUUUAGUUUGUCUUUUUGCUGGUUCUUAACUUCUUAUUUCAUCUUCUAUUGAAUUUUGAAAUUAAAGAAAAUAAAUGUACACAGACUCGUAUCUCGAUAAGAAAUUAUCUGGCUAUUGAUUUUCUAAUAGAGUGUAAAAUUUAUUAACUUCUAUCAAUAAAAUUCAUGUUAAGCGUAAAUUCAUAUUAAGCAUUAUGUUGCCUUUUCGUUUUACCUGAGGAAUUUUUUUUAUCCCCAAAUUUAAACCAAAACCUUCAGCUAGAGCCUCAAUUAUCAAUGUGUACAUUUGGAGAACUUAAAAGAAUCUAUUCGAUUUACUAAUCAGUAUUUUCUUUACAAAAAAUCAAUUACCAGUGCACUCGAAUAUUUGGCUUAGUUGAUUGAUCCCUUACUCUAAGAAAAGGUUCCAAUUCCUUUUCUUUAAAUUCAAAGAACAGUAUUUUUUUUCUUUUCUUUUCAAUUUUAAUUAAAAUAUAUAUCUAAUUCUUCGAGUAGUGGAUAAACUUGUCCAAAGAUAUGUU